AUGCCACAACUUAACGGAGGCGGCGGCGAUGAUUUAGGGGCGAAUGAUGAAAUGAUAUCAUUCAAAGAUGAAGGGGAGCAAGAGGAAAAAAUAUCAGAAAAUGUAUCAGCCGAGAGGGAUUUGGAUGAUCUGAAGUCUUCUUUAGUAAACGAAUCGGAAAACAACAGUAGCUCAUCAGACUCCGAGGUAAGGAGGUUGCACUGAAGGCUGAUCUACUGCAAAGCUUGUCUAUAUAGGCUAUAUACAUCCCAUUUCAAACAAUAUUUUUCUGGUAUGAGCCUAUUGCUGAAAUAGACUAGCCUACUAUAACAUGUUUUUCCUUCUUGUUCUGUGUGUGCCUCUGUCCUUGUCAGCAAGCAGAGAGGCGCCCUCAACCAAGACCAGACUUGGACAGUUACGAGAAAACCAGGGAUUACUUUAGUGAAGGUAAAAACGGUCACUUGCAAUGCUGUUGCUUACUAUAUUUUUAAUGCAUUUCAUAUUACAGUGAUGUCCCUUUUCUUUAUUGACUUCCAUGCUCUGUCCCUACAGCACUCAGAAGACAGCAAGAUGGUGGCUUUUUCAAGAGUCCCCAUUAUCCUGGGUACCCGUUUUUCAUGAUCCCAGAUCUUACCAACCCCUACCUAUCCAAUGGGGCCCUGUCCCCUAGCGCAAGAACGGUGAGUGGCCAUAACAGAGUUCAGCAAAAGUUAUUCUGCAGUGUUGCCACUAAUCCGCAUCCGCUGUCCGCUGAAGGCAUGGGUAAA
Molecule: messenger RNA, 746 nt
Organism: Coregonus sp. 'balchen'
Lineage: Eukaryota; Metazoa; Chordata; Actinopteri; Salmoniformes; Salmonidae
Source: the annotation of a GenBank genome assembly